AUGUACUUAUGGGGAGCAAAUUUUUCUGUUCCUUACCCAUCAAGUUAUGCCAUAGGCUUUGUUAUAGGUAUUACAGCAGCCUAUGGGUGUAAAACCAACAAAAAAUAUAACAACGGAAUGUGGGUUGUCCAAGGAGCCCAGUUAUUGUUGUUGCCCAAUUUGACCCUUAUAUUCGUGAAUAUGAAUCCCCAGACCAUUGAGAAGAGUCUGGGGAUAAAGAGCACUACAAAGAAAAAAGAAAGCAUCAUCGACAUUGAUGACAAGGAUGAGGGUGCCGAGCAAGCGCAUAUAGAAAAGAACAAGAAGAAGAAACGGCCCUCUAUUCCUGUUGCAUUUUGUUUCACUUCUCUUGUGUAUUCUACCACUAUUGAGUAUUCAGAUUCAGAGGCGAGGAGUGUUGGAAAAGCAGGGAAAUCAAAGAAAAAGAAGGUUAUCGCAUCUGAUGACUCUGGUGAUGAGAUACCUCCUGUUGAUCUCACAAUCUUUGUCUACGUGGAGAAGCCGAAUCCUCCUCAUACGGCAAAAGGUAAUGUCGAAGAAAGUGACAGGUAUGCGCACAAAGGGCCUUUCAAGCUCAGUUCCAAUGACAGCUAUGGCACCUUCCUCCACAAGGUGUCCACUGCACUGCCAUGCCCAAUCCUUCAUAUCAUCGAGGAGAAGAUGUCUUGGAAGCCUCAGACGCCACAAAAUGCGAAGCCUUUGCCUAUGGGUGCAGCGACUGGUUACUCAACAAUGAUUGAUGCUCUGAAGGUAAAGCGGGUGGGCGCACGUGUUGGGAUCGUCAUCAUGCCGCCACUGAAAAAGCCUGAUGAAGAUAUGGCAAAUAUGUCACAUAUCUGUUCCUUGUCUGCCCUCAUGCUAUUUAUCCAGUUCUGGGAUGCAGAUGGAUCAGGAAAGGCAAUCAAAAAGGGAUUCGAUUGCUCAGAGCUUGAGUUUCGAUCUACAGGGGACAGUAUCGUUCAGCAGAAGGAGCGCUUUGAUAAGACGAUCACUCCCAUCCUUUCGGAAUUGAAGACGAAGUACCCAGUCGGUAAUCAACUGCUUUUCUCUGACCAGCGUGUUUACAAGGAUUCUGCCACUGGAUGGUUUUAUGACUUGACGGAAGCGUGCCUCAACAUUUGGGCAUCGCAUAUAGCUCGCAAUGCGGCUACAUUGGACACACUACCACAAUCAACGCACUUCAAUCACAACACGCGUAUUCGACCCAAGAAGACUACCAAUCAAUCAGACAUGUCUAUAGCACUGGCCGCCCCUGAGAACACCGCUCUUCCUGCUGCGGUCUCCACUCCGCCGGCUGCUCCUCCUGCGACGACCACAAGUUCCCUGGUCGAGCUCAUGAUGCUGCAGAUGUUGCAACAGCAACAACAAAAUUUGAUGAAGGCGCCCGCUCCGACUAUUCCUGCCACUGUCACUCCUCUCUCUGAUGCCUCAACAUCUCUCAACACUGCAUUUUACGAUAUCCCUACUGUUCCACUUGUUGACUUCUGCACUUGGUACCGCAUUGAUGAAAAGGACAAGGCUCAUCUCAAAAAGCUAGAGUUUCAACCUGGCGACAGUAUCGACCUCCUGGGAUCUGACGAAUGGAAAGAAAAUGCAGGGUUCACUCAACUCUCAUGGGCGCGAAUGAAAGCAAAGAAUCAGCAGUUUUUGCAGGAUGUUCAGAUGGGGAAGUGGAUUAGGUAUGAGACAUAA
Laccaria bicolor S238N-H82 is the source of this 1692-nucleotide messenger RNA. RefSeq lists its product as uncharacterized. The record is from RefSeq and is a predicted model, not a curated record. The transcript has 7 exons. The coding region runs from base 1 to 1692 and encodes 563 amino acids. Lineage: Eukaryota; Fungi; Basidiomycota; Agaricomycetes; Agaricales; Hydnangiaceae.